Molecule: messenger RNA, 2104 nt
Organism: Cucurbita pepo subsp. pepo (vegetable marrow)
Lineage: Eukaryota; Viridiplantae; Streptophyta; Magnoliopsida; Cucurbitales; Cucurbitaceae
Product: cysteine-rich receptor-like protein kinase 25
Biological process (GO): protein phosphorylation; defense response to bacterium
Cellular component (GO): plasma membrane
Molecular function (GO): ATP binding; protein serine/threonine kinase activity
Source: RefSeq, a predicted model, not a curated record
UCCUUCGAAUCGGUUCAUAGACUUGUUUAACAUGUUCAGUUAUCUUACUUUCCUCUUCCACAUCCUCCUCUGUUUCUUCAUCCAUGGAAACGCUCAGACCUCAGUUUCAUACCCAUAUCGCAGUUGUUUACCCCACAAUUUCACCAAGAACACCGCCUAUCAGUUCAGCCUUGAUCUUCUCUCCAAUGAUUUCACCACCAUCGCCGCCGUCAAAACAUUCUACAGUACUUCCUUCGGCCAACCACCAGACUCCGUUUAUGGUCUCUUCCAGUGCCGUGGAGACGUCCAUAGCAACAUCUGUGAGAAUUGCGUGGCCGACGCUGCCAGAAACAUUCCCCUGUUCUGUCCCCUGAGUAAAGGCGCUGUUUUUUGGUACGAUGAAUGCAUAUUCCGUUACUCCGACAAUCCUUUCUUUUCCCAGUUGUCUAUAAAUGUGAGUUUCGCAUUACUGAAUACAGCUGAUAUAGACGUCGACAAGGUUCGAUUCAACAAACUAGUGAUGUCCUUAUUGACCGACACCGGAACUCGAGCAGCCGACAAUGCUUUGGUGAACGGAUCCUUCGCGACCCAGGUGGUUAAUUUCACAUCAGAUGUAACCCUUUAUGCAUUAGCACAGUGCACCGGCGAUCUGUCCACUCAGAGUUGCCGAGAAUGCUUAGCACAUGCUAUUGAGACUAUUCCGAGUUGUUGCACUAAUAAACGUGGUGGUAGAGCUCUGUUUCCGAGCUGUUAUGUUCGUUACGAGGUUUAUCAAUUUUUCAAUCUCGAGGUACAGCCUCCGGCAACUCCAACACCGCCGCUUCUUCCUCCUCCUCCUCCUCCUUCUCCGCCGCCGCCGCCCGAGAAAAGAAGAUUCCCAACGGUCACGAUUGUUGGCAUUGUGGUUUCAAUUACUGUCUCCAUAAUGCUUUUGGGGGGCUGGUGUUUCCUGCGCCGAAGGCCAAAGACGAAGAAACACUCAGUUGAUGAAAUGCCUACCGUUGAAUCUCUGCAAUUUGAUUUCAGUACAAUCCAUGCUGCUACUAACAAUUUCUCAGCGGAGUACAAACUGGGUGAAGGUGGAUUUGGUGCGGUCUACAAGGGUAGGCUCGAGGAGGGACAAGAGAUAGCAGUGAAAAGGUUAUCAAGAAGAUCUUCACAAGGUGUUGAAGAAUUCAAAAACGAAGUCAUGUUGCUUGCUAAACUUCAACAUAGAAAUCUAGUAAGGCUGUUGGGGUUUUGCUUGGAGGGUGAAGAAAAGAUACUCAUCUAUGAAUACAUUCCCAACAAAAGCCUAGACUAUUUCCUAUUUGACUUCGAUAGACAAAUCGAAUUGAAUUGGUUGAGCCGCUAUAAGAUCAUUAAUAACAUUGUUCGUGGAAUUCUGUAUCUACACGAAGAUUCUCGACUUAGAAUCAUUCAUCGUGAUCUUAAAGCUAGUAAUGUAUUACUAGACGAGGAUAUGAAUCCAAAAAUUUCCGACUUUGGUUUGGCAAGGAUUAUUCAAGUAAACCAAAAUCAAGAAACUUAUACCAACCGUGUCGUUGGUACCUUUGGUUAUAUGUCUCCUGAAUAUGCAAUGCAUGGGAUCUUCUCCACAAAAUCUGACGUGUAUAGCUUCAGAGUACUAACCUUAGAGAUUAUAAGUGGGAACAAAAACAACCGAUUUUAUCUAUCGGAGUUGGCGGAAAACAUGUUAACCUAUGCUUGGAAAGUAUGGAAAGAUGGAACACCAUUAGAAUUAUUGGACCCGAGUCUACAAAACAACUACUCAAGAGACGAGGUACUUAGAUGCAUCCAUAUUGCUUUAUUAUGUGUUCAAGAUGAUCCUAGUCGGAGACCUUCCAUGGCAUCUAUUGUUCUUAUGCUCAAUAGUUAUUCGGUUCCUUUGCCUUUGCCUAAAGAGCCAACAAAUUUCAUGCACAAUAUCGACAAUGGCAAUGUAAUAGAUAGCGAUCGGUCUAUGAUAAGUAAAUUUUUAUUGUUGUCUAUUAAUGAAAUGUCUGUAACUGAGUUUCAUCCACGAUGAAGAAAUAAUGACGGAUGAAAAUGUUGGAUAUCGAAGGUGCUCUCGACGUUGUAUGAGCCACAAAACGACUUAUUUGGAAGAUGAUGUAUGAUGGCU